AUGUCAACUACUUCUACUGCUUCUUUGAAUAAUCAAGAAGAUGAUUUAUAUGAAGAUGCAUUACCUAUUUUUAAAGAUGCUCUAAAAGAUAUGAAAUUAGGUCAACUUGUACAUCCAAAACAAUUUACAUUGGAUCAAGCUAUUCAUGCUCUGGAAGUGAUGAACAAGAAAUUGGAUACAGGUUCAGAUGUAGAUAGACCGUUCACAGCUGAGAUGCUCUACGAUAUGGGAGAGGUACCAAGAGAUACCUCUUUAAAUACAAAAGAAAUCAUUGCAAUCAUCGAUCGAUUGAUGUCAUAUGAAAUUGGAUGGAUUGAAGGUAAUCCAAUUGCAUUUACACUAUUCAAUUGUAUGUAUUUACACUUCCCAGGUAGAUUGAAAAACAAUUAUCUCUCCACCUACAUCAGUGGACUAUUGGCAUCCUCAGAUACUUUGAUACAUAUUGUAUCAAGAGGUGAUGUUUGUGUGGAAGAAGACUUUAAUCUGUCGACUUAUGAUUUCAAUUUGAAUCAGAAUGUGGAUACAUUGGUAUUGGUCAAUCAGUUGGACGCGCUGAGUAAAGAGUUGUUACAGAUGGUCGACCAGUUGAACGAGGAAAAAAAGACGGACGAAGCAAUCGAUAUGAAGGAUCUCUACGAUAGGAUAACAUUUAGAAGAAUGUUCUACGUUUUGUUCUUCUCGUUGAUGUCGUCCAAUGUCGUGAUGGCACAGAAACUGAUACCGCAAAUACAGAAAACAUUGGACAGCAUGCGUUCACGACUGCCAAAGUUGAAACUUGUCGAUAUUCCCGAAGGAAUCUUCAAUGCCAAACUAAACUGCUUCUUUGUCUCCAGUAUGGAUUUUCCUGCUUACCAAUGUCACCCGUUCGCCAAGGUGUUGGACAACUACGAUAAACUCAUUAGGGAUCUAUCGACCAUGUUACAAAUGCCACAUCUAAUGGAAACUCAUCAACAAAUGAAACAACAACAACAGAAUCAACAACAGAAUCAACAACAGCAACAACAACAACAGAGUAAAAGUGAUUUAGAUUUAAGUUCAGUGUUGGACUAUCAUCUUUACUUUAGUAGACAAUCACCCAAUAUUAUUGUCCGUUCACUUUUGCGUCGUUUACUAUUCCCUUUGCCGAGUGGACAGUUCUUCCGAUCGAAUUCCGUGCCCAGUGCAAUCCUCGAGUGGAUGACAUCGUUUGGCGUGCCCAGCCAGUAUUUGAACUUGAAGAAUCCAGAGAUUGCCAAGUUUGUCGAGAGAUUCUCGCUGGCGUUACAGAGGAUAUUCAUUCAGACCUCGUUGAAUCGUGCACGUCAGCAUAGAAAGCUGAAGAACUCGCUGUUUGACCUGACCAUUCUCCAGAGUGAGGCUGACAUCAUCGACACUGAGAUCGCCAAAGACAAAACCAAUAUAUCGAUACUGUUUGGUAGUUUCAUCUUCAACAUUAAACUGAAGCUAAUGAUUCACUAUCUCUACUUGGGAUUCGAACUCGAAAUAUACGAACACCACGAAUACCAGCAGAUCUACUGGUAUCUCGAUUGCCUUGCCGCUCUCCAGAUCCAGGUGCACCACUACAUCUACAAAGAGAACCAAAAGACACCGCAGCGAACCAAGAAAGAGGAGAAGAAAGAAGCGAAAAAAGAAGCGAAAAAAGCUGCCAAGAAAGGAUCGACCAACAACAACCAGAAAGCUGCAGCGAAUAACAAUCACCCGAAAUCAAUUCAACAACAACAACAUAAUAAUAAUAACAAUAGCAAUAAUAUGCAAAACGAUGCACACUUACCACCAGCAACACCCGAUCGUCUGUUGAUUGCAUCUCACAAACUUACUGCUCGAUCGAUGUUUAGAUUCAUGACAGUACUGGAGAUGAUGGGAAAAAUCAAGAAACCAAAGUGUGAAUUCAGUUCUCCAACACUCCGAUUCCUCAAGAGAUUCGAACACUUUAACAGUCCUCCCUAUCAACAACCAGAACCCUACACUUUGGAGUUAUUUAAUCAAUCAAUUCAAGUUCAAGAUAUAACAGCAUUUGGAAUACUAUUAUCAACUUUAGAAAAUAUUAAAUUGGCCAAACAAAAUAUUGAACAUAUUAUGAAAGGUUUCGCAAAACCUCCUCCUUUCUAUAUAAUUGAAGAAGCAAAAGCUAUUCUCAGAACAAAUAUAACGCUCUCACUCGUUAUUCAAAAGUUGUUACCCAAAAAUUAUGAGACUCUUUCUGAGAAAUCAGAACAACCUAUUCCCGUAGGAAAUGUCACAUUCGAACCUAGACAAUGUUAUCCAAAUAUUAUCUGGAAAUAA
Molecule: messenger RNA, 2283 nt
Organism: Heterostelium album PN500
Lineage: Eukaryota; Evosea; Eumycetozoa; Acytosteliales; Acytosteliaceae
Exons: 6
Coding region: 1-2283 (760 amino acids)
Biological process (GO): N-terminal peptidyl-methionine acetylation
Cellular component (GO): NatC complex
Source: RefSeq, a predicted model, not a curated record